Molecule: messenger RNA, 618 nt
Organism: Necator americanus (New World hookworm)
Lineage: Eukaryota; Metazoa; Nematoda; Chromadorea; Rhabditida; Ancylostomatidae
Exons: 5
Coding region: 1-618 (205 amino acids)
Biological process (GO): alpha-tubulin acetylation
Cellular component (GO): microtubule
Molecular function (GO): tubulin N-acetyltransferase activity
Source: RefSeq, a predicted model, not a curated record
AUGACUCGAAAAUUCUUUGGGAGGAAUCUUCGAUCGGAGGCUAGCUGGUGGUAUGAUGUUCGAGGUGUGGGGGCAAUCCCUUAUAUACCAGGAUUGAAAACUUACAAUGUGGAUUUCAGUUUCCAACACUUGACUUCUAAUGAGAUUUUGUGCUUGCUCGACUUCUAUGUGCAUUUCUCUGAGCAACGAAAAGGACAUGGUAAAGCAAUUAUUGACUACAUGCUGCAGAAUGAACACGCGGAAGCCUAUCAGCUCGCUUUGGAUAAUCCAUCGGUGACACUGCUUGGGUUCAUGUCACAGCGCUACGGACUGACAAAGCCCGUAUGGCAAAAUACUAACUUUGUAGUGUUUGACGAACUGUUCAAAUCUGUGGCUGCAAAUGGUUCUGUGGAAAGCCCUCCAGAAGGUUGGCGCAGACCUCAGACUCCUCGACGAAUUGGAAGCGGUGCGACAGAGACGCGUUGGUUGGAACAUGCUAUAAGUGGACAUCCAGCGAAGGGACAUGCGAUGAACGCGGCUGUGGAAGCCGACCAGACUCCGGAAGGAGCACUAGCUAACCGUGCCCAUCAAGCGAAAGCACGCAAAGCACACAUCUUAUCAAGCAGACCGCUAUGGUAG